This is a messenger RNA of Bactrocera oleae (olive fruit fly), 313 nucleotides long. The record is from RefSeq and is a predicted model, not a curated record. NCBI's taxonomy places the organism in Eukaryota, Metazoa, Arthropoda, Insecta, Diptera, Tephritidae.
AUGAUUUCAAGUGGCAUAAUUCCGGACAUUAUUGACACCAGUCCUAAAGGUCUAGUACAGGUUACUUAUCCAAGUGGUGUUAAAGUAGAAUCUGGUAAGGAAUUGAACCCCACUCAGGUAAAGGAUGAACCCACAGUUAGUUGGGAGGCGGAAGAUAAUGCCCUGUAUGCAUUGUUUAUGGUAGACCCCGAUGCACCAUCACGUGCCGAGCCAACUAAUCGGGAAAUUUUACACUGGUUGGUUAUAAAUAUUCCAGGCAAUAAAGUAACUGAAGGUCAAACUGUUGCAGAAUAUAUUGGCUCUGGUCCCGCAG